CGCGAGAGUGUGCGGGCUCGGAUCGCGGAAGAGCAGUCGGACGAGUGAUUGACAGGACUGGCCCUUCAACCGAGUGACCGCGGAUUGACAGCAGGAUUGCACCUCGAUUCACGCAACUGUUGUACCAACUGGGGACAGUUCAAGACAAUGCCUGAGCUGAGUGGGAAAGUUCAGACUGUGCAGGGUCUGAUCGAUCCCAGGCAGAUGGGACGUACCCUGACCCACGAGCACUUGACCAUGUCUUUUGCUUUCUGCUACUCGCCACCACCCCCGGGCCAAGAAGCGUGCUCUGAAAUGCCGAUAGUCAUGAAUAACGUUUACUGGCUCAAACAGAACCCAUACAGUCACAAAGGCAAUCUCCUGUUGAAUGAGGAGAUUGAGGCUGUUAAAGAGGAACUCCUACACUUUAAGAAACUAGGUGGUGGAACUAUAGUGGAAAAUACGACUGCCGGGAUAUGCAGAGAUGUGAAGGCUCUCCGGCGCCUUUCUCAAGAGACCGGAGUUCAUGUCAUCGCAGGGGCAGGGUUCUACGUGGGUGAAACACACUCCCUCGAAACUCGGAGCACGACCGUGGAGAAGUUAACAGAUAUUCUAGUGAAUGAAAUUCUGCAUGGUGCUGAUGGAACUGACAUCAAAUGCGGAGUGAUCGGAGAAAUUGGCUGCUCUUGGCCAAUGAUGGAGAGUGAACGAAAAGUUCUUCAAGCUACAGCUGAGGCACAAUCACAGCUUGGCUGCCCUGUCAUCAUUCACCCAGGCAGAAAUAGUGACGCACCUUUCCAGAUCAUCCGAAUACUACAAGAGGCUGGGGCUGAUAUCUCUAAAACAGUCAUGUCCCAUCUAGAUCGGACCAUACUUGAGCAGGACAAACUGCUCGAAUUUGCCAAACUGGGAAGUUACCUGGAGUAUGAUCUGUUCGGCUUUGAACUGCUGAAUUACUCGUUUUGCCCUACCGUGGAUAUGCCCUGUGACAUUGAACGGAUCCAUCGUAUCCGUUUGCUGGUUGAAGAGGGUUACGGAGACAACGUGCUGAUGGCCCACGAUAUUCACACCAAGAACAGGUUAACUAAGUACGGAGGGCACGGCUAUUCCCACAUCCUCACCAACAUCGUUCCGCAAAUGAAGCAGCGAGGCCUCUCCCAGUCUGCCAUCGACAAGAUGUUAGUGGAAAACCCGAAACGUUGGUUAACGUUCAAAUAAUUAAAUAGACACUAGCUGAUUCUUUGAAAGUAAUUUACAGUUGAUUUUAAUCUCUAUGCUUUCCAAGAGACUGAUUUAUAGUUGAUUCUCUAUAAAAUCUUAAUUCAUAACACAUAAAGGAAAUGAAGUUUUCUUAGCCUGUGUUGGAUUGCGCUGGGGAGCUGGGAAAAAAACGAUGAACUUGCAACAUCAUGUGGAGUGCUUGUUUUGCGAUAUCUCUUUACUGUUUAGUUGCAGAUAAGGGAACGUCGAGUAAAGGUAAUGAGGCACAUCAUACAAUUUGUUGCAGCAUUUUCCGUAAUAAGAAACGAUUUAGAGCAAUUAAGCAACCCACUUGGGGCUAAUUUGACUUGGGCGAUAAGUUCUCGAUUUGUUGUCUGCAUCCCACGGCGUGUUAAAAUUGCUGCCAGGGCCAAGGCAGACGUCAAUCAUGCAUGGAAGAUAAAUGUAUGCAAGGUUUCUGUCUACAUAACAAUAGUGGCUUAAAAGUUACUUGUUGGUUGCAAAGCACUCUGAAUCGUCCCGAGAAACUGAUAGUGUUUAAUAAUACAUGUUCGUUUUAUGAUUGAGCUUGGUGUUUGUUUCCGAUCGAUAACUAUCAUAUUUAAAUAUUAGCACCAUGUUUCAGCGCAAAGAGCAAUCGAAUCCUAAUAAACAAUUCAUUUGAAAUAAG
Carcharodon carcharias (great white shark) is the source of this 1870-nucleotide messenger RNA. RefSeq names its product phosphotriesterase related (gene pter). The transcript has 5 exons. Lineage: Eukaryota; Metazoa; Chordata; Chondrichthyes; Lamniformes; Lamnidae. Bases 148 to 1197 code for a protein of 349 amino acids. Gene Ontology annotation, molecular function: hydrolase activity, acting on ester bonds; zinc ion binding. The record is from RefSeq and is a predicted model, not a curated record. Gene Ontology annotation, biological process: catabolic process.